Molecule: messenger RNA, 2265 nt
Organism: Sclerotinia sclerotiorum 1980 UF-70
Lineage: Eukaryota; Fungi; Ascomycota; Leotiomycetes; Helotiales; Sclerotiniaceae
Exons: 9
Coding region: 1-2265 (754 amino acids)
Biological process (GO): DNA replication; DNA replication initiation
Cellular component (GO): nuclear origin of replication recognition complex; nuclear pre-replicative complex; DNA replication preinitiation complex
Molecular function (GO): DNA replication origin binding
Source: RefSeq, a predicted model, not a curated record
AUGUCUAUAAACGGAGAUACCAAUAGUCUUGUUGGAUUUGAUGGAGCAGAGCAUCGGACGGCUUAUGUAUUUACUCCUACUUCUGCACCCUCAGAGGACCUACCCCAGCGCCCUAAGAAGCGUAGGAAAGUAGGAAAGACGCCAAAAAAAGCCCCAGAACUUGGUGAAGAUGCAGAUUCUUUCAAAUUAGCACCAUUACUGAAUGAGAAAGAGUCUCCCGAACUUUCAAGUCUACGUUUAAGCCUGUUUAAUCAGUAUUGGACAGAGACUGAAACAAAAAUCAAGUUAAUUCUGAAUGAAGCAAAUGAGGACACUUUAGUAGAGGUCACAUCUUUUGUAAAGAAUGAGAAGAGCACAGACAAAGUCCCAGCUGGAUUUAUUGUGACUGGACCAAAUAUCGCAUCUCAAGGCUUGCUCUUCGAACAACUUUCCACAAGACUUUCCAACGAAGUCAAUGGCCCGGUUGUCACCCUCAGAUCUGGGGAAUCAUCAAACUUGAAGGCACUACUUAAAAAGCUUAUUAGAGAUGUCACCCAUCAAAAGUCAAAUGGCGAAGACGAGAGUGAUAAUUUCCUCGAGCAAGAUGGCCGCAAAUUUUUGAACUACGAUUUAGGGAUUGUUCAUGGUUAUGUUAAAGCCCACGGGUGUGGUAGAGUGGUGGUAUCGUUCCAGGAUAGUGAAGCCUUUGACUCUGCUUUACUUGGAGACGUAAUAUCCUUAUUUGGCUCCUGGCUAGACCGCAUCCCCUUCGUCCUGUUAUUUGGAAUUGCUACAUCCGUCGACUUAUUCCAGGAACGACUUUCUCGUGUCGCUACUCGAUCUUUGCAUGGAGCACAAUUCGAUGUGGAGCAAACAAGUUCCAUCCUUGAAACCAUAUUUCUGAAGGUCAUCGCUGCCUCAGAUGCCCCAAUAAAGCUGGGACCAGGCAUUCUAUCGAGUCUCAUGGAACGGCAAAAUGAUCAUGUCCAGAGUGUACAAGCAUUCGUAGGAGCAUUAAAGGUAAUCUUUCCUCUUAUUUUAUGUACAAAGCAUUUUGAAGCUAUCAGGAUGCUACCAUCAUUCCAAAAUUAUAUUGAACAUCUUUUAGAGGGAGGUAAUUUAGAGCGUUCCAUGAGUUUGAUUACAGAUGAUGAGCUCCUUCUCCAAGAGGCCUAUACUUUAAUCCAAGACAAAGACCAUGCUGUGCAAAAAGUUCUCCGACUCAUGCAUAUUCUAGUCACCUUAGCAGUCGAAGCACCAGGAAAAAUCGAUCUUUAUAUGAAAGCAUCGGCUGGUUCUUUAAAGAGCUCGAACAAUUUACGUUCAAUCGUAGAUUCGAUCAAACGUGCCAAUCUAGAUGAUUUUCUAGGAUUUGUAACUUCGCUCAAAGACGCCAUAGAAAAUGGAAGCACCGAGCUCAACCUUGAACAAUGGUCGGACAUGGAACCAGAAUUCUAUGCAGAAAUCGUGGGUAUUUGGGAAGAUGCUUCAUCACUCGCAGGCUCAGAGGCAGGAAAAUCUAUCCGCAGCAGCUACAACAAAUCACUACGUACCACAGUUAUUUCUCACAAGGUCAAAAUCAGCGACGAAAGAUCAGCACUUACCAAGCAAGACAAAGAAUAUACGGUUCUUGUUGACAGGUUAAUUCAGGCCAUACAAAAUUUUGUAGAUGUGGACAAACUGCAGGAUCAAUUUAUGUCCGAAAUUUGGCUCUACGAUCUAAAAUACCCUUACCAAGAUGCAUUUACACCCAAAUCCCGCUUCGCGAUCGAGCGGGCUCUCUCCUCGCCCCAUGAGUAUCUUUCUUGUGCAUGUUGCGAUCCUACGAAAGAAGGAUCACUGAUGUCUCAUCCACCCACCGCAAUUUUAUACAAACUAUUUCUAGAAGCAGGAAAUUUGAUUAACAUUUUCGAUCUUUGGACGGCUUUUGUUGCUAAUUUGGGACCGGAAUAUGACGAGGGGGAUGAUAGUGAAAGACAGGCUUUGAUGUUGUUUUAUAGGGGACUUGCAGAUUUGAAACUGUUGGGUAUGAUCAAGCAGAGUAGAAAGAAAACAGAUCACUUGACGAAAUUGGCAUGGAAAGGAUUUUCCUCGGACGUAAGGAGCCAGAAGUUGAGAAGUUGCUUUGGGAACGACGGAUGGACUUUACCUGUUGUGAGGCGAACGAGUGGCGCGAGGGGUAAGGCCAUCUGUGCGAUCUUGGCGGCGAGCUCGGGUGAAAGAAAAAGCUGUGGACGUAUAUAUGAAGAUUUUUCCGAAAUGAUUCAGAUGAAGGAAAGGGAAUAA